This is a messenger RNA of Larimichthys crocea (large yellow croaker), 1441 nucleotides long. Its product is annotated as granzyme A. The record is from RefSeq and is a predicted model, not a curated record. Bases 61 to 816 code for a protein of 251 amino acids. Gene Ontology annotation, biological process: proteolysis. Gene Ontology annotation, molecular function: serine-type endopeptidase activity. NCBI's taxonomy places the organism in Eukaryota, Metazoa, Chordata, Actinopteri, Sciaenidae. The transcript has 5 exons.
AGUGUUAAGCAUAGAGGUGGGUUUAGUGCAUUCACAUCAGCAUCACAUCAGAGAGAAGAAAUGUUUGUCCUUGUCGCUUGCAUGUUGCUCCUCAUUGUCCAGUCAAGUCAUGGCUCUGAGAUUAUUGGUGGGAAAGAAGUGACGAACCACUCGCUGCCCUACAUGGCUCUGCUGCAAGGAGCCAAAAGUGCAUGUGGAGGGAUACUCAUUGAUCCAAGUUGGGUCCUGACUGCUGCCCACUGUGCUCACAUUAAGCAUGUGUAUCUGGGGGUACACUCCAUCAGAAACAGGAAAGAAGAGUCCUGGCAGGUCAUCAAGGUCAAGAACUUUCCUCAUCCCUGCUUUGAUAGAGAAGAUAAGCUCAAUGACCUCAUGUUGCUCAAGCUUGAAACACCAGCGAAGAUAACCAAGACGGUGAAACCUCUCCGGUUGGGUAACACUGUGAAAGAACCAGCAGCUAAGACCAAAUGUCUGGUGGCUGGAUGGGGAAAAACUGACAAAAGUGCAAAGAGUGGAUCAGAUGUCUUGAUGUCUGCUACUGUGACUGUGAUCGACAGAGUGAAGUGCAACAAAUGUUACAACUUUAAUCCUGCUAUCACCAAGAGCAUGAUAUGCGCCGGUUCAGAUGGUAAAAAAAAGACCGAUACCUGUCUGGGGGAUUCAGGUGGUCCACUGGUGUGCAAUGAUGUGCUAGUCGGAGUCACUUCUUUUGGAAAAGGGUGUGGCGAUGUCAAGUAUCCUGGAGUUUACUCUUUUCUCUCAGAAAAACAACUGAUCUGGAUCAAAAAUACCAUGAAUGCACCUAAAAUACAAUGAGCCCUCCCUGUUCAUUAUUUUGUAUUCUUGACCAAGUUAACUAUUUUAACUGCACCUAUCUCUGAUCUUAUGCUACACUCUAUCCUCAUUGCUAUACUGCAUUGUUACAAAAGAGUUUGGAGGGGGGUGUUUUUUUUUAGAGCAGAGGUAUAAGAAAUGUAUUGAACUUUGAGUUUAACUGAUCUAAGCCGCAGUUGUUUGCUGGCUAACUAACAUCAUCAUCAGUUCUUGUGUUUCUAUUUUCCUGCUUAAUGCAAAUAUAUAACUACUGGUUUGAGCACCUCUUAUCAUUAUCAAUGAUCCUCUGUUGCCGUAAAACCAGGAUAACGACAAUGUGAUUUUUUUAAAAAGCUGAAUUUGAAAGAUUAAGAUUCAGAUGAAAGCCGAACAUCAGAGUGACACCAGUCACCCUCUCAACCAGACAGAUCGACCACUUCGUGCAUCGGAAGCUUCAAGUGACAUUGAGGUUUCAGCUCAAGUCUUGUGAAAUAUUUUGUGAUGAACAUUUUUCUCAGGCAUGCAUUAUUAUUAUUUCAUUAUUACUGCUUAACCCAGGUUUGUGUUUCAGUUCUCUGGUUUCAGGUUGCAUGUAAAGCAAACAUUAAAAACCUUUGAUGCUCCAUCA